UUCAGCCGGAGAAGAACAUUACUGUCAUCUUCAUGAGCACAGUUGGCAGUUUUAACUUGGUGUUUUGUAAUGUUUCUGUUCCUGGCAUUCACCUCACAAUGAAACUGUGCUCGUAUCUUCCUAGCAUGUCUAUGUGCCUGACAGAAGGUCAAUGCCAGCCGGCCUAACUUUACAGUCGAUUAGUCCCCAGAGCCUCCAAGGCAAAACGCUGUCACAAGAUGAAUGUAGAGGCACAAUGUACAAAUACAGACCUGAAGAAGUAGAUACUGACGCCAAGCUCAGCCGCCUGUGUGAGCAAGACAAAGUGGUACACGCCCUGGAAGAGAGGCUGCAGCAGCUCCACAAGGAGAAAUACACACUCGAGCAGGCUUUGCUGUCAGCCAGCCAGGAGAUAGAAAUGAAUGCCGCUAACCCGGCAGCCAUCCAGACAGUGGUACUACAGAGGGACGACCUGCAGAACGGACUGCUGAGCACCUGUCGGGAGCUCUCUCGAGCCACUGCUGAGCUGGAACGGGCCUGGAGAGAGUGCGACAAGUUGGAGUGCGAGGUCACCAUCACCCGGGACCAGAUGCAGGAGCAGCUGGGCCGGCUGGGUGAGGUUCAGACCGAGUCUGCAGGGAUCCAGCGCGCACAGAUCCAGAAGGAGCUGUGGAGGAUCCAGGACGUCAUGGAGGGGCUGAGCCAGCACAAGCAGCACAGAGGCGUCUCGGAGGCGGGUAUGGCUGGAUCAAAGCCUUUCUCAACAGUUAAGUACAAAAGUGAGUGUGAAAAGAAAUUGAAGACAGCGGAUCCGGAGCAUGAUUAUGGCUGUGCAUGCGCCACGCGUAUGACUAAGACCAACGCGCCGUUCCGGAAGAAAUGGUUCUACAGCCCUACUUCUACCAUCGCAGCGUCGUGCCCGAACAACUCGUAA
This is a messenger RNA of Castor canadensis (American beaver), 913 nucleotides long. The record is from RefSeq and is a predicted model, not a curated record. NCBI's taxonomy places the organism in Eukaryota, Metazoa, Chordata, Mammalia, Rodentia, Castoridae.